This is a messenger RNA of Spizellomyces punctatus DAOM BR117, 3849 nucleotides long. RefSeq lists its product as uncharacterized. The transcript is spliced from 14 exons. Bases 182 to 3622 code for a protein of 1146 amino acids. Gene Ontology annotation, molecular function: ATP binding; DNA binding; chromatin binding. Gene Ontology annotation, cellular component: nucleus. Lineage: Eukaryota; Fungi; Chytridiomycota; Chytridiomycetes; Spizellomycetales; Spizellomycetaceae. The record is from RefSeq and is a predicted model, not a curated record.
UCACAAUUCACAAGACGAGCAUCAGUCUCGGUAAACUUGUUGGUAUCUGUGUAGAGGGUGGGACCUUUUUGUUCUAAGCCGACGUGUUCUUGAGGUCUAAAAUCUGUGUCAUUGUCAAGUGGAUCUCCGGGACUCAAGCCUUCUGUGUGUUCGAACCAUCUCACGAUAACAGCCAUUCACAAUGAAGCGCACGGACUCAUCGGAUACUGAUGUGGACUCUUCCUCGUCUUUACCGAAGAGGAGGCGACUUUUGAGGAAAAAUGGCAAUGGCGGUGAAAAGAGGAGGGAUGACCAGGAGGAUUGGUUUGAAAAGACAGACACCUUUAGUUCACCGUCAAAACCGCAAACGGUCGAUAGAACGCCGAAAAAUCAGCGAUCAUCAGAGAUCCUAUCCGAUACUGUUAUUCCAGAAACGCCGGUUCCUGCAAGGCCCGGCUCCAUUCCCAAAGAUACCCGUUCAGCCGUGGAUCUAUCCUCGGACGUGGACAUGCCCGUAACGGACUGGGUCAGUCCGGUGAAGCGCUAUCAAAAUCCUCCUGCUCGAUCGCCAACUCCAGUACUUGACAAGCCAGAUGCGGAAUUCAAGGCUAAACCGCGCUAUGGCGCCCGUAAAGUGAAACCAGUCGAGGCGAUUAGCGAUGCAACUAAUACAAUGGAUCAGUCAUUUGGCAACAUCGUCAAAUCUUUCAAGUAUGAACCAUCGAUCUCUAAUGGUGGACACCGACCUCCUUCUAUUGCGACAAGAGCUGUACCCUCCCAAUCCACACCGUUGCUAAAAGAAGCAAAAAGCGAUCAUACGUCAAAGCUUAGCAGAACCCAUGGUACAGACGAAUUACCAAGUAUGGGAGAUGCCCUCAAGUCGCACCAAAUUCGAAACAAUUGGCAUCCAUGGGUUGCCGAAGCGCGGAAUCUGAGUGUGGAGAACGAUUCACCGCUAACACGACGUCCAGCAGAACCUGUUCCAAAUACAGGGACCAGCCAAGACGCUAAAUUAGCAAAACUGAUAGAUACGUUCCCUGACUCGGACCCCGCUGCUUUACAACGAGUUCUGGAGCGUGCCAGUAAUGACGUCGAGGUCGCCGCCGAGUUGCUCAUGAAGGGCAGAGAUUCGUCGCCAGCCAGUUUGUCGAACGACGGAACGGAAGGUCCGAGAAGGAGGCGUUUGGUUAAAAGAAAAGAUGUUAAGGAAUUGACGCCGCAGAGCAGUGACGUAGAAGUUGUGGCUAUCAAACGUCCUCCUCCACCAAAGCAAAAGCCUGUUCGCAUACGAGAUGAAGACACGGAAUCUGACGAAGCUACGGAUGUUGACGAAGGACCAAAUGGAGGUUACGCCAAGUCAAUUGAUUUGGAUGCGCAAACCGUCGCCUUUUUCAACACUGCCUCUCUCCAACAGUUGAUGGAAGCCAUCAUGUGCACCACAGAACAAGGAGACUUUGUCAUUGGUCUUAGGCCGUUCGUAGAUAUGGCCCAUCUAAGAGAUUCACUAGCUGGACACAAAAACCACCGAUUGUUGGCAAAAUUGCCAGACAAGUACCAAGAUGUACUAGAGGGAUAUGGACAAGUAGAUAUGCUUAUUGAACGAUGUGAGAAAUUUGGAGAGGAGGUCAUGAGCGUCCUCAAGCGCUGGACCAAAGAGGAGAGUCAGGGUGGCGAGGAAAUAGGGGAGAAGAUCGAAGAGGAUGGAGAUGCUCCCGAAAUCUGCCUGACGCAUGUAGACGAGAGUGUACAGGGUGACGAGGAUGACAUGGAGGUCGACGGACGGACACUGUUCAAGUGUCUUCGAGUGCAACCGGCACUGGUAAAUCCGGAGCUCACAUUAAAGUCCUAUCAGCUUGUUGGCAUUAGUUGGCUGUACAUGCUGCAUAGCAAAGGCUUGGGUGGUAUUUUCGCUGAUGAGAUGGGCUUGGGAAAGACAGCACAAGUGAUCUCAUUUCUGGGCUACCUAAAAAGCCAUGGCAAGUCAGGUCCGCACCUGGUAGUAGUACCCUCCUCUACACUUGAAAAUUGGUUGCGAGAGUUUGCGAAGUGGGUGCCGUCCCUUCGCGUCCGCUCGUACUACGGAUCUCAGAAGGAUCGUUACGAGAUGCAAGAGUCUAUUUAUAAUGAAAUUGAUGACAUUGAUGUACUGGUCACUACCUACAACUUGGCGACAGGCCAACGCGACGAUCGUGGUUUUCUAAGAAAGCUUCGCUGUAAAUCAUUAAUUUUAGAUGAAGGGCAUAUGGUCAAGAACAUGGAGUCCGCCCGAUACAAACAUCUGAUGUCAUAUAAGACGCCUUUCCGACUCUUGCUCACUGGAACGCCUCUGCAGAAUAACUUAAUGGAACUUCUGGCUCUGCUGACUUUUAUUAUGCCCGAUCUCUUUGCAAACUUUGAAGCGUUCAACAAAAUUUUCAAUGUGAAGCAAUCUGCGGCCCAAGGGGAAAGUGGAUUUUUGAGCAGACAGCGCAUAGAAAGGGCGAAGAAGAUUAUGGCACCUUUUGUUUUACGGAGAAAGAAGGCGCAGGUUCUGAAGGAACUCCCGAGCAAGCACGUCCGAAUAGAGACCUGUACGGCAACGGAGGGUCAAAGAGAGUUGUACCAGUCCAUAAUAGCAGAAUCGCGAAAAUCACUCCUUGAAAAUGGCGAGACAGCGCAGACUUCAUCCACUAAUGGUGUGAAGAAAGGAAAACAAGCACCCCGUACUCCGAACGCGCGUCCACCCACUGGAGAGAAGAAACAACUGUCUAAUGUUCUUAUGCAGCUUCGCAAAGCUGCGGAUCACCCAUUAUUGUUUAGGAGACACUAUACGGAUACCAAAUUAUGGACGAUGAGUCGAGAGAUUAUGAAGGAGGUGGAAUACAUGGACGCUGAUCGCAAUUACAUCUACGAAGAUAUGCAAAUUAUGUCCGACUUUGAGCUACAUCAGCUUUGCAUGAAGAACAAGUCGAUCUACAAGCACAGACUUCAAUCCAAGCACUGGAUGGAUGCUGGCAAAGUCAAACGGCUCGAAGUUAUGUUGCUGGAGAUGCGAGAGAAAGGCGAUCGGAUAUUGGUCUUCAGCCAGUUUGUCAUGAUGCUGGAUAUCUUGGAGGCAGUUUUGGACAGCAUGGGAAUACGAUUUUUGAGAAUGGACGGGCGGACAACGGUGACAGAAAGACAAUCGAUGAUUGACGAGUUCAACGACAACGACGAAGUUACGGUGUUCCUUUUGUCGACAAAAGCUGGUGGAUUCGGCAUCAAUUUAACCAGCGCUAAUGUGGUUUUCCUUUACGACCUGGAUUUCAAUCCUCACAAUGACGCUCAGGCGGAAGAUCGCGCCCAUCGUGUCGGUCAAACCCGGGACGUAACUGUCAUCAAGAUGGUUUUGGAUGGAUCAGUUGAACAACAUAUCCUUCGGCUUGCGGAAGCAAAGCUAAAAUUGGAUGCAAAGGUCCAACAACGGGAAGAGGAGGACACUGCUGAAAUGGACGAGGAGAGUAGUAAUGGGAAGAAAAAGCCUGCGAAGAGAAAGAAGAAGACGGGGAAAGGGGACGAUGAAGACGCUGACGAGAGAGAGUCUGAAGACUCUGAGCCUCCCAUUGAUAAUGGGUUCUUAAAUAUUUUGCGAUCUGAGUUAGUGGGUAAAUGUAAUUCGACAUAACCAUAUUCUACCAAACGAGGGUGUACACGUAUAUGCGAUGGUCUCACCAAAAGAGCAGGAAGACAUAGUUCCUUCCAUAGCAGAUAAAGGGAUGGGACCUUCACCGAUAGAAUGUAAAAUCUAUCAUGACGGUCUCUAGGUUUGUAACCCGGCCACGAGAUGAACAUAGAUAGUAUUAUUAUGAUAUCUACGAUUUUUCCGAAUAUUAUCAGGAAAUUAUGCAACCA